UCACUGUUGCGUCACAAAUCAGAACUUUCCAAAGCGAAAGUCUCUUUAAUUGAUCAGCGAUAGUCGAUUCCCAGAAUAUUGCCCAUGAAGAACUCGAAACUGAGUUUUAUUUAUUUAUGAAUGAAUGCCGGAGUGUACGAUUUCUACUCUAUUCAAUGAAGUGUGUACACAGCAUGUUUUGGGGUAAAACUAUUGCAAUGUGUUGGCAGCACGAGUGUGGCCAGACUGCCUCAAAAGUACAAAAAUAAGUGAAAAUAUUCUGGAAAGGAAAGCGCAAUCUCUAUUCUCUACGGAUCUCUUUAGUCUGCAGCUAAGAAUGGAUAAAUACAGCCUGGAAUUCCAGCUGCCACGUGUCUUCUUUGACGUAUGCGCUGGCGAGGAGCAGCUCGGACGCAUUGUGAUGCUGCUGCGUGCGGAUGUGGUGCCAAAGACCGCCGAGAACUUUCGUGCCCUGUGCACGGGCGAGAAGGGCUACGGCUACCAGGGUUCGGUAUUCCAUCGCAUAAUACCCACGAUCAUGGUACAGGGCGGCGACAUUAACGACCAGAACGGCACUGGCGGCCGCUCCAUAUACGGCGAACAAUUCGGCGACGAGAACUUCCGGCUGCAGCACACGGGAGCGGGUGUGCUCUCGAUGGCGAGUGCCGGGUCGCAUACGAACAACUCCAAGUUCCUGAUAACCACCGGGCCGACGCCUUGGAUGGACGGCAAGAACGUUGUGUUCGGCCGGGUGGAGGUGGGCAUGGAUGUGGUGGAGAAAAUAGAGGACUUUGGCUCUAGAAGUGGCAAAACCUCGCGCAGAAUUGUGAUUGCAAACUGCGGCGAUAUCGAGCCGCGCGAAGGCGUAACCGACCCAGACGACCUAUCCAUGUACAAGCCAAUAAAAUAAGCGCCCUCACGCAU
Messenger RNA from Drosophila obscura, 903 nucleotides. Its product is annotated as peptidyl-prolyl cis-trans isomerase-like. Gene Ontology annotation, molecular function: peptidyl-prolyl cis-trans isomerase activity. The record is from RefSeq and is a predicted model, not a curated record. Gene Ontology annotation, biological process: protein peptidyl-prolyl isomerization. NCBI's taxonomy places the organism in Eukaryota, Metazoa, Arthropoda, Insecta, Diptera, Drosophilidae. Gene Ontology annotation, cellular component: intracellular membrane-bounded organelle. The transcript is spliced from 2 exons. Bases 317 to 889 code for a protein of 190 amino acids.